UAAAAAGUGAGAACUGUUUUCGGAACAGAAACAACGUGACAGGACGGUAGUUUCAAGAUGUUGAUGAAGAUCGUCUUAUGGAGUGUGUGUCACAUUGUUGCACUGACUGGACAAGUAUCAAGCGCAGCGUUCGAUUGUUCUACUCGAGCGGAUGGAAUUUACCCCGACCCUGUUGCUUGUCACCAAUACAUCAUCUGUAGAAACGGGCUGCAGACGAAGUUGACGUGUGUAAACGGGAAGAUGUUCAAUCCCAGGAUCCUAGGCUGUGACGUACCACAUAAUGUACAAUGCAGUACGGCUCAGACGCCUUUGGCGGGAAUUCCAGGACGUCACACCUUUUCUUGUGCCGGGAAAGCCAGCGACUUCUACCCCAGCCCGUACGCAUGUAACGAGUAUUACAUAUGCGCUAAUGGACGAGCGGUUCCCGCCAAAUGCUUCACCGGACUUCUCUUCAACGUGACCCUCAAGUACUGCGACCUUCCCGCCAAUGUCCACUGCCGACCGGGACUGUACAUACCGCCACUGACAACUCUACAGGUGUUUCUCCCGCCGCUGGGCACUACGCAUGCUCCCACGCCUGUGCCGUCAACGAAGAGUCCCCGUCCAGUCUCGACUCUCGCGCCUCAGUUUCGUACCACAAAACAGACAAGAAGUACACCAGGGUCCACCACACGAAACCAUCAAUUCAUCACCAAGAUGACGAAAAGGUCCACCAUGCAUCAUGCACCUCUUGUUACACAGACCAAGAACAUCCAGCAGACAACAAAGCAAAUAAUUCCAUUUAUUCCGGUGACUCGCCCACCAGUACAGCAAUAUUACACGAUCUGUCGCGGCCGGCCGGACGGUCUGGUCCGUGAUCCGUCUGACUGCAUCCAUUACUACCAGUGCUACUUCCAGCUUGGCAUCAGGAUGGAAUGUUCCUUCGGGACAGUCUUCCACGACAUCAUUCAGGCCUGCGACUACCCACACAACGUGCCCGGGUGUCACUAAGAGAACACAUCAACUCCCAUGCUGGUUGAACCCUUAUAAAGCAUACAGGGUUGAUUUCUCGUUGAUGGUUCAAUCGCGGUUUAUUGUUUUUAAAUUUGAUUUGAGAGAAGAUCAAGGGUUCGAGGGUUCAUAAUCAGAACUGUCCAAGGUUAUAAAAAUUAAGUAAAAUGCGA
Messenger RNA from Gigantopelta aegis, 1163 nucleotides. RefSeq lists its product as uncharacterized. Gene Ontology annotation, molecular function: chitin binding. Lineage: Eukaryota; Metazoa; Mollusca; Gastropoda; Neomphalida; Peltospiridae. The coding region runs from base 58 to 990 and encodes 310 amino acids. The transcript has 5 exons. The record is from RefSeq and is a predicted model, not a curated record. Gene Ontology annotation, cellular component: extracellular region.